Messenger RNA from Staurois parvus, 258 nucleotides. The record is from the annotation of a GenBank genome assembly. NCBI's taxonomy places the organism in Eukaryota, Metazoa, Chordata, Amphibia, Anura, Ranidae.
UCCACCGUCACGUGGGGGACUCCAUUUCCUCCAUCACCAUCCACCCCAGAGCCAACAAGGCUUGCACCAAUAAUACAGGGACAGGGGCGGACUGACAACACAUGGGGGCCCUGGGCAAUAGGGGAUCAUGGGGCCCCUGUGUUCUUGCCCAAACUCAAAAAGCUUAUGAAAAAGGUACCAGGGCCAUCUCAUGGGGCCCCCAACUGACCCCGGGCCCUCGGGCAGUGCCCGAGUUUCCAAAUGGUCAGUGCGCCCCUG